AACCUUGGUGAGCCAGCAUUUUGGAAGCUUGCUGCUGCCCAUGUUGUACCUGUUUGGUGGAUAAAUAAGGGAUUUCCAUCUGAAGGGCUGACAAUCGGGCACUUUUCUUUGGGUUCUCAAGACAGUCUGGAGUUACCUGAAGCUGAAGCAUCUCAGCGUUGGGGGUUGGCUUUAGUUGAACGGCAGUGUGUUCCCUGUCUCUUGCCCUUACUGGUUCCGUUCCCUCCGUUCACAGUGGUUUUCGGGCAGUUCGCCUUCUUCCAGACAGCGCUCAAUGAUGUCAUCGAAGUUCACGAUGGACCCAACCAGCACUCCCGGCUCCUCAGCUCGCUCUCCGGCUCUCACACAGGUGAAUCAUUGCCCUUAGCCACCACCAAUCAAAUCCUCAUCAAGUUCAGUGCCAAGGGUCAAGCAACUGCCAAAGGAUUUCAUUUUGUCUACCAAGCGGUUCCUCGCACCAGCGCCACACAAUGCAGCUCCGUGCCAGAACCCCGCUACGGGAGGCGGAUUGGAAGUGAUUUCGCUGUCGGGGCCAUUGUCCGAUUCGAGUGCAGUGCCGGAUAUGCUCUCCAGGGCUCCCGGAGUAUUGAAUGCCUGACUAUGCCGGGAGCGUUAGCUCAGUGGAAUGUCUCCGUGCCUACCUGUCUUGUGCCUUGUGGUGGAAACUUGACUGAGCGUAAAGGCACCAUCCUUUCCCCUGGCUUCCCUGAGCCCUACCUGAAUAGUCUCAAUUGCGUGUGGAAGAUAACCGUCCCUGAAGGAGCAGGAAUACAGAUUCAAGUGAUCAGUUUUGUCACUGAGCAGAACUGGGAUUCCCUGGAAGUGUUUGAUGGAGGGGAUAAUACAGUCACCAUGCUGGGAAGUUUCUCUGGUACGACGGUGCCUGCUUUGCUGAACAGCACUUCGAACCAGCUCUAUCUGCAUUUCUACUCCGAUAUCAGCGUGUCCGCCGCAGGAUUUCACUUGGAAUACAAAACCGUCGGCCUGUCCAGCUGUCCGGAACCUGCAGUGCCUGGGAAUGGCCUGAAGAUUGGAGAGAGGUACUUGGUUAAUGAUGUCGUCUCCUUUCAGUGUGAGCCAGGCUAUGCCCUCCAGGGGCACUCACACAUUUCCUGCAUGCCGGGGACCGUCCGGCGCUGGAAUUAUCCACCUCCACUUUGCAUCGCCCAAUGCGGUGGGACCGCAGAAGAGAUGGAAGGAGUGAUCUUGAGUCCUGGGUUCCCAGGAAACUACCCCAGUAACAUGGACUGCAGCUGGAGGAUCUCUCUGCCCGUAGGGUUCGGCGCCCACAUCCAGUUUCUGAACUUCUCCACCGAGCCGAACCACGAUUUCAUUGAAAUCCGGAAUGGACCGUACGACACCAGUAACGUGAUUGGCAGGUUCAGCGGCACUGAAAUCCCGGGCUCCCUGCUGUCAACGUCACACGAGACCACCGUGUACUUCCACAGCGACCAUUCACAAAACAAGCCAGGGUUUAAGCUGGAAUACCAAGCCUACGAACUCCAAGAGUGUCCUGACCCUGAGCCUUUCGCGAAUGGCAUUGUGAGAGGAGCCGGUUACAAUGUUGGCCAGUCUGUAUCUUUUGAGUGCCUUCCUGGAUACCAGCUGAUUGGCCACCCAGUCCUGACGUGUCAGCACGGCACCAAUAGGAACUGGGACCACCCACUGCCCAGGUGUGAAGUCCCAUGUGGAGGAAAUAUCACCACCCAGAACGGCACGGUCUACUCCCCGGGCUUCCCCAACCAGUACCCCAAUUCCCAGGACUGCACCUGGCUCAUCACGGUGCCUGCAGGAUAUGGGAUUCAUCUCAACUUUACACUGCUGCAAACGGAGCCCUACAAUGACUUCAUCACCAUCUGGGAUGGACCACAGCAAACAGCCCCACAGCUGGGCAUGUUCACGGGGAACUCAGUGAAGAAAUCUGCCCAAAGCUCCUCCAACCAAAUCCUGAUGAAAUUCCACAGUGACGCAGCCAACGGAGGGAUCUUUGCUAUCUAUUUCUAUGCCUAUCAGCUCUUCAAAUGCCACCCUCCGACCAUUGUUCCCAAUGCCGAAAUCAUCACCGAGAAUGAAGAAUUUAACAUAGGUGACAUCGUGAGGUAUCAGUGCCUCCCCGGCUUCACCCUGACCGGAACGGAAAUCCUGACGUGCAAGCUGGGGACUCAUCUCCAGUUUGGAGGGCCGCCCCCGACCUGCGAAGUGCACUGCCUGAUGAACGAGGUUCUGAUGGACUCCACCGGCGUGAUCCUCAGCCAGAGCUACCUGGGGCGUUACCCCCAUUUCCAGACCUGUUCCUGGGUGAUCAAAGUAGAGCCCGGGUACAACAUCACCCUCGCCAUCGAGUACUUCCUGAGCGAGAAGCAGUACGACGAGUUCGAGAUCUUUGAUGGUCCCGCUGGCCAGAGUCCACUGCUGUUGUCUCUAAGUGGGAAUUACUCUGCUCCUCUGACUGUCACCAGCACUGGGAACAAGGUCUAUCUCCGCUGGUCCUCCGACCAUGCGUACAACAGAAAGGGCUUUAAAAUCCGCUACUCAGCUCCUUACUGCAGCCUCCCUCCGCCCCCUUUCCACGGCUCGAUUCUCAGCCACACCGGGCUGCAGCCAGGCAGCGAGAUCCGUUUCGGCUGCGACGCGGGCUACCGUCUCAUUGGCCACAGCGGCACCACGUGCUCAAGGCACCCUCAAGGCUACUACCACUGGAGCGAAGCGGUUCCUCUGUGCCAAGGUGGGGAGAAGACAAAUGAAUUCCUGUGGGGACUCCCAAUCCCCGGAGCUCUCCUCAGUCUGAGCUUGGAUGAAGCGCUGGCUUGCUUGGGGGCAUGGGCUUGGUAGAACUGCACUGCCC
Molecule: messenger RNA, 2845 nt
Organism: Chrysemys picta bellii (western painted turtle)
Lineage: Eukaryota; Metazoa; Chordata; Testudines; Emydidae
Source: RefSeq, a predicted model, not a curated record